Messenger RNA from Cavenderia fasciculata, 1470 nucleotides. RefSeq lists its product as uncharacterized. Bases 1 to 1470 code for a protein of 489 amino acids. The transcript has 2 exons. The record is from RefSeq and is a predicted model, not a curated record. Lineage: Eukaryota; Evosea; Eumycetozoa; Acytosteliales; Cavenderiaceae.
AUGUCACCUAUUACUCCAACUAUUAGAGUAACAUUACCACAUAGUGUUGAACAUUUAAUUGUUGAUUAUCUAUUGGAAGAUGGUCAACACCAAAUGAAUGGUACUACUAGUAGUGUAUUGUAUGUAGAUUUACAAUAUGAUUUGGUUUGCAAGAGAUGGUUUAAUCGUGUAUCGAUGCAUAUGGAUAAUAGGUUAAAGGCUAAACUGAUACGAACAGACAACACCAUCUACUCAUUCCUCUCACAUAUUAUCAACCCGUCGUGCGUGUGGAAGAAUAUCAAGUUGUUGGAUUCGUCAUCGUAUGAUGACUACUUUGUCGGCUGCAGUAUGCUUCCCGAGACGAGUGAGCUGAACCGUCAGCUCAACGCCGCGCUGGUGCGCAUGCUGACAGUCACGUUGGAACGUUUGAUUGGAGACGUGGCUAUUGACCAAAUUACAAAGUCGGUGGCUUACCAAUACUUGCAAAUGCGUGAAAUGCCGUUGGAAUAUGAAUUGAAUAUAGAGUAUCUCCAACACCAACUUGGAAGAGACGCGGCCGCCAAACAGGCAUACGAAACAACCAUCAAAAAGUUAACUCGUCCACGUCAGAUAUCACUCUAUACAGCAACUCCAAUACCAUCUUUUAGUCGCCAGCGGCAGGCUCCAGUAGCUUUAAAACAUCCCGAAUCAUCUCGUGAUAUAAUACAAGACAAUAUUGACGGUCUAAAAAUACUGGCAUUGACCUCGCUGACCCUUGUCGUUCCGGCAGAUGGUGGGUUCCACGGAUUCAAUAGUGCUGCUUCCAACACAUUGCUCAUCACUCUGUUACGGUACUUGGUGUCGACCAAGAGACACUUGGGUUAUUUAGGAUUACAAUUUACAGGUGAAGUUCCAUCAACUCUGUUGGUUGAAUUCAACCAAGUGAUACGGGAUAUUUCGUGUAGUACACUAUUCAUGCCAAACACUAGUGCCGACUAUGCCGGCAAUACAGCUAUUCGUCAUCUCGUUAUUGACCAUAGCAGUAACACUAAACCACUCUUUGACCCAUCUCGUCUACCACCUCUCAACCUCCAAUCUCUAACAGUUCAAUGCGGAGACCAUACCAUUAAAAUGUUAGAGAAUGCCUAUCCAACCGAUGAAGAUGCACCACUAUUAGAGACUGUCAAUGUCAAUUUUACAAUGGGACAAAGACACCAAAUGCAACCAUUCCACUGGCUCUUGACAAACAAUGUCAUCAAGAAUCUAACAGUCACUGGAAUGGACACUCCAUACGCACUCAAGUUACUCACAGCACUUUACCAUCGAGCGUUGUCCUCUAAACCAACUCUUCCCAAUCUCGAGUUUGUUCAUUUGGUCUAUAUUAAUUUGAACAUUGAUUCCCCUCAACCACCAACUCUUCGUCUCCUUUUAGAUAAUCAUAACUAUCGACUCUCUACCCAAAGGAUUGGUGUCAUGACUCAUUUAUAUCUUUUUAACAAAUCAUCAAUUUAA